Messenger RNA from Octodon degus (degu), 1191 nucleotides. Its product is annotated as melanoma-associated antigen B5-like. Lineage: Eukaryota; Metazoa; Chordata; Mammalia; Rodentia; Octodontidae. The transcript has a single exon. The record is from RefSeq and is a predicted model, not a curated record. Gene Ontology annotation, cellular component: nucleus. Gene Ontology annotation, biological process: negative regulation of transcription by RNA polymerase II. Bases 1 to 1191 code for a protein of 396 amino acids.
AUGCUCACACAGUCUCCUUUGCCUCCUCCAGGUGCCUGCAAGCCAUCCUCGGUACACUAUUCCCUCUUGGGCCUAAUCAGAGUCAUCAUGCCUCGUGGUCACAAGAGCAGACACCAUCAUGCUCCUAAGAAACACAAGGAGGCCAGAGUGGACAGCCAGAGUGAUGAAGAUGCACAGGAAGAAGUGCCAUCAACUGCAGAAGCAGUGACUGUGGUAACAGAAGUGGAACAAGGAGCAGCAAUAAAAGUAAAAGGAGAAGAGAAAGAAGAGGUAGAGGAGUCUUCUUUCUCCCAAGAUCCACCUGGUGCUGCUUACUGGAGCCCUCCCCUGACACAUCGGCUGAGUUCACCAUCUACCAGUGGCUUUUCUGAUGAGGGCUCUGUUGUCAGUUCUGACAACUUUUCCAUUUGCAAAUAUGAGCAUAGCACGUCUGGGGCCAGUUUCUGGACUGAGAGCUUAUCACAUAAAACACGCAGCCCUAUUAAGAUGCUGGCGUGGUUCAUUCUUCAAAAAUUUGAUUUGAAGGAGCUUUUUACCAUGGAAGAGGUGGAGAAUGCAGUCCAACCGGCAUUCAGAAAUGAAUUUCCUGAGAUUUUCAAGAGUGCCUGUGAGCACCUGGAGGCGAUCUUCGCAGUUGAAGUGACAGAAGUGGAGACCAAGCAUCACUACUACGACCUUAUCAGCAAGCUGAACCUCCCCAACAAUGGGAGGGUUCGCCCUGGCAGAGGCUAUCCUAAAACUGGGCUCCUGAUGAAAGUGCUCUCUGUGAUCCUCAUGAAGAACCACUGUGCUUCCGAGGAAGAUAUCUGGAAGUUCCUGAAAAAGAUGAAGGUGUACCCUAGGAAGAAGCACACCAUAUUUGGUCAUACCAAGAAGCUCCUCACCCAAUCUUUUGUGAGUCUGAAGUACCUGGAAUACCGGCAGGUGCCUGGCAGUGUUCCUCCAUGCCAUGAGUUCCUGUGGGGUCCCCAAGCUCACGCUGAGAUCAGCAAGGAGAAAAUCAUGAAGUUUUUGAGCACAAUGAAAAAGGUUUCUCCUAAUGCCUUCUCAUAUCUUUAUGAUGAUAUUUUAAAGGACAAGGUCGAAAAAAUCCAAGCCGCACUUGCUGCGUGUUCAGUCACUACUCCUGAUCCUAGUUCAGUGGUCCAGGCCACAUGUCCUGCUCCUCUUCCCAAGCUUGAAGAUGCCUGA